Messenger RNA from Salvelinus namaycush (lake trout), 968 nucleotides. Its product is annotated as polymeric immunoglobulin receptor-like. Lineage: Eukaryota; Metazoa; Chordata; Actinopteri; Salmoniformes; Salmonidae. The record is from RefSeq and is a predicted model, not a curated record. The transcript is spliced from 4 exons. Bases 1 to 798 code for a protein of 265 amino acids.
AUGGCUCCACAUCUCCUCCUUGUCCUGCACAUCCUUUUCUUCCUCACUGGACUUUCAGAUACACAGAGUGUGCCCACAGUGAGUCUUGUGUCUGUAAAGCAAGGAGGCUCCAUCACCAUCCCGUGUCUCUAUGAUCUGAGAUAUAGAAACAGUGUGAAGUACUGGUGUAGGGGAUCUAGUAUCCUUGGUUGCUCUACUGUAGUACGCACUGACCAUCCUAUGACCAGUGGAAAGACCUCAAUCUCUGAUGACAUCAACCAGCGAAUCUUUACUGUGACCAUGACAAGUCUUAGUCCUAGUGAUUCUGAUUAUUACUGGUGUAUUGUGGAGAGGAAGAACAAGGCAGAUGAUGGGGUUCAACUGCAGCUAUCUGUUACUCCAGAUACUCCAGGACUCUAUGUGGAUCAACAAGAAGUGACUGGAGUUGUAGGACAGAAUGUCACUGUGCGUUGUUACUAUAGUGAAGCUGGAGCCAGAGGGAGGUGGUGCAGGAUGGGUGGGGGUGGGAAAUGUCUGCUGAAUUCUGGAACUCUAGAUAGACCAUCAGUGACAUUACACCAGCAGACCAAUAUUGUAACCAAUGGCAAUGUUUUAACGGUUAUUAUGAGUGCACUGAGGAUGGUGGACACUGGCUGGUACAGGUGUGCAAAUGGAGACUAUCAGAUGCCUGUUCAUAUCACUGUCAAUCAGCAAACCACAAAGCAGCAUACCACCACCUUCACCCAAGACAUCUCUGCUUGUAAAUCCGGAGAAUCUGCAGUCUCUUGUCAGCCGUCAGUCAGCAACAUCCAGACGUAAGUGUACACAAACACCCCUCAUAGAUCACCACUCAAUCUAAAUGUAAAUGGCUGAUAGUUGGAUUGAUGAAAAACAUUGUUCUAGCCUACAAAAGGUCUGUGGAUGACUUUACAGCAAAUUUUGACACUUCUACAUUGAAAUAUGAAAACUAAGAUGUUGACUGGUUAUGA